UUUCCUAUCUUCUUUCCCCCAGCACCACCCUUGCGGACGCUGAUCCAUCUUCUGACAACCUUCUACUUACGUCCUUGGAACUUGGCUACAUUUUUCAAUCACUCUGCCGUCUGUCCGACCCAUUUUGUUGCCGCCAGCCGUCGAAAAGGCGAGGUUGUCAUCACUCUGCCAUAAAAAAGACAACAUCACGUCCCGUCCAGUGAUAAUAACAGAUAUGUCUUUGACUUUGGAUGUUCCCCCAAACCGCGGUAUCAGAGAAAAACUGGAAUGGGAAUUACGGGACCUAAGAAAUUUCAUGUUAUACCUUGAGUAUGGGAUACCCUUCCCCCAGCCUUCGAAUUCCUCUCCCGAACCCUCUAAUCGCAGUAACAAUGAUAAUUUCGAUGAGGAUAAUCCUUAUCAAAUUCCAUCUUAUGAGAGAAUAGCGUCUAUGGGGGUAUUUGAGCUGGCAAUGUACGCUGCUAAAUAUUUCUUACCAAAAGCAUCCAGUUCACCUGCCAAUGAAAAGGCGAAACAGGAUCUAUAUCUCCAAAUAUGGCGCCGCGAUGAGCUUGAGAACCUUGUCGAUCUCACUACUCCAGUUCAUAUCUUCCUGGGAGUAACCCAUUGCACCCCCAAUGCUGGUCAUCGAUAUGCGCAAACGAGAUACGUUUGGUCAAAAACUCUGGAGCACAACUUUCACAAUGAGUCGAUCAUGCACUUUGUUCUACCUCUACUUUCGAUCUUGCUCGAAGACGCGGAGAUCCGGCGCGAUGACGCUCUGAAAUUAUGUGUCUACAUGGAGGUGGCGGCUCCUGAGAAGCCCAGAUUUAGUCUGCCCAACGAUAUUGCCAGGAACACUACAAAAGGACUAGCGCGAUUACUAGAUAAGAAGUCUGGCGACGUGCGUUUCCUUUGCUUAGAACACGUUUAUGAUCAGUCUCAGCCAUCCGCCGCACAUGAUCGGGCUAUGGAAGCUGAGUCAGAAGAGGAUGUAUCAAGCAUCGUCAAACGCCUACGGCAAUCGCGCAAGCGAAUAUUAUACGCGCAUUCAGAGAUUCUAGAGGAGAAGUCCGAAUAUUUUAAGGACCUGUUAACAUCGGGAUUCUCGGAAACCCAGAGAUAUAAUACCAUCAUCGUCGACGAUGCUUCCUUCAGCACGCUCUAUUGGAUAUUACACUAUCUCUAUACGAACGAACUCACGUUCUCGGAACAUGAGGACUAUCAUUAUAUAAAUGAUGAACAUAGGUUGGAUAAUGCCCACGUGGACAGAAUAUUACGUCCUCGGACAUCCACUCAAAAUGGUUUGGCAGAAUGGAACUACCAGCAUCUACCUUUAGCAGGCGACUGGGAUACUAAAGUAGAUCCUACCUCUCUCCAGGAUGAGCCGCUCAAUGUAAAGAGCAUGCCUAGCAGUAAAAUAAGUCCACCGUUAAGUAUAGGAGUUACGAACAUUCCAUAUCCAUACGGAGACAAGGGAACACCUCAACAACCAAAGAGAAUGAAAAAAGACGCAAGCUCCACGUCUCCAUCGAAGAUACCGACAAUGGCUGUCCCUCUAAACCGUACUUUUGCAACUUCCAACAACAGCAAGCCCCAUCUCGUUGCCUCUCAUCUUUCGGCUCUCGGCCCGCCAAAUAACUCUUUCGACGCCUUUGCACGUAUAGGGACUGAGAACGAUCCUCACCCUCAUCCCACCCCAUGCCCACCUCCUGCAAGUGCCCUCGAUGUGUACAUGCUCGCACACCGAUACAGGCUAGAAGAGCUAAGGGAAAUGGCCAUGGAGCAGAUUUUGAGGAGUUUAUCCUACGAGACAUGUAUGUCAGCCGCGUUCGUUAGCUACCCGUAUGAAGAACUGCAUAGCAAGGUCCUUGCUUAUAUAGUUAAAAACUGGACGCAAGUGAAGGUCUCGUCAGCUUUCUUGCGGUGCAUCCAAGAAGUGCGGGAAGAUGUAUGGGGUGAAUACGGCCCCAUGGUAUUGCACAACAUUUAUUUGAAGAUAUAAUUGACUCGCAUAGCUACCAGCAUUGGUCGCCUAGUCUGUUUGUUGUAGCCAUUUUGUUAUAUUUGUUUGAUAUCUUCCUGAUAACGGAGUUGUUUUUUAUAUAUACUAACUGUAUUGUUUAAACGGUUUGCAUAAUUGUGCAGCUUGAUUUACGACAACAGUUAUAAGACCAAGGAUCGAGAAAUUAUAC
Molecule: messenger RNA, 2174 nt
Organism: Cryptococcus deneoformans JEC21
Lineage: Eukaryota; Fungi; Basidiomycota; Tremellomycetes; Tremellales; Cryptococcaceae
Product: expressed protein
Exons: 5
Coding region: 215-1984 (589 amino acids)
Biological process (GO): regulation of proteolysis; proteasome-mediated ubiquitin-dependent protein catabolic process
Cellular component (GO): cytoplasm
Molecular function (GO): ubiquitin protein ligase binding
Source: RefSeq, a predicted model, not a curated record